This is a messenger RNA of Annulohypoxylon truncatum, 2292 nucleotides long. RefSeq lists its product as uncharacterized. Bases 1 to 2292 code for a protein of 763 amino acids. Lineage: Eukaryota; Fungi; Ascomycota; Sordariomycetes; Xylariales; Hypoxylaceae. The record is from RefSeq and is a predicted model, not a curated record. Gene Ontology annotation, molecular function: protein binding. The transcript is spliced from 4 exons.
AUGCCUCUACGGAAAGGUAUGCGGUUCGGCCUACCCAGUCGAAACAGUUGCUUCCUGGGUAGGGAAGAAUAUCUCCGCGAACUCCGACGAUUGCUCGUCAACCGCGGAACUGUAUCUUCAGGGUCACAAAACGCUACGAGUUGUAUUUUACGCUCGCGAAGUGGUUUGGGGAAGACGGAGAUAGUAGUGGAAUUCGCUUACAGGAACCGAGAUUUUUUCGAUUGUGUCAUCUUCCUCAACGGUUCCAACGAACACGACCUGUUAGAAGAAUUCCAAUGUCUCGCCAAAUACCUCGGCAUUCAUGCGAAUGACUUGACGGUAAUUGAUAGAAUUAAGGAGUCAUUUGAAAAAUCAGAAUUACGAUGGCUUUUAAUUCUCGAUGAUAUUCAAUUUGAACUCGACUCCCUUCUCGCUAAGGGCAAACUUGGCUCGAUUAUUAUGACAACAUGCAAAGCUACAACGGCUGAACUCGGUCAUGCAAUUACCAUCAAGCCCCUGAACGAGAAACAGGGGGCGGCAUUGAUGCGCCAGUACCUCGAGUGGGCGCAUCAUAGACAGCUCUCCCCCUCAUUUAAGGAUAAGGAAUUAUGGGAGAUCUCAAGGAAGUUUGGGAACCAUCCUCCAUAUCUGCUAAAGAUCAUUAGUGCCAGUAUCGACUAUGAAUCUUCGCACCAGAUUCUGCGGGACUCAGAUGGGCGGGGCCAAACGGCCUCUAUCUUUAGAAGGACUUCGACCAAUACAAGCAUCAACUUUAUAGAACUUCCCAGAACUAGCCUAAAUCUUCUCUUAGUAAUGGCUUACCUUGAUGGUGACUUAAUUCCCAAAAAGCUUCUACUCUCUUCCAGUGAUAACCCUGAUAUCCCUAUCAACAUCGGCUGUGCCGAUCCUUUCAAGAUGCGUGAGACUAUUAGGCCCUUGAGAAAGAAAGGACUCGUCUCUCGAAAACCAGGCGGACUGUCGAUCAACCGCGACCUGCAGCUCAACAUUCUCUGUUGGCUAGAUAUUUUCACCACCCUCCGCGACGCGGCCUUCGCAUCUGCUUGCAACUUGGUUGGAAGAAUGAUACACUCACUCGAUGCUUUGCAGAUGUCUAUUUCAAGUGACUCCAACAAUGCAGCCGGCAGCGCAAUUCCGCAUGCAAUGCGCUUGUACGAGAAUAUCCAUCAAACUCCUGGAAAUAAGCUAUCACCCUUAGCACAUGCUAUUACGCUUAGCAAAGCGAGUCAAGAUUCUUGGGCGAGAAUGUCAGGCAUAGAAGGCAAUACGACCUUGAAAGCCGCGUUGGCAAUUAUUCAAGCCGUCCAUUCACAAGUUGACAGCGCCGGAAAUGGGUUGGCGUCGCAAUCCAUGUUUGACUUCUAUAACCACACUCGUCACGCACAAGACAGAGCGCGUUCCCUUGAAAGAGAUACAUGCGCUUUUCUCGGUGCCAUCAGUUCCCAGAACGGUCUUGAAGAGUAUCAGGAAUCUAUGACAUAUCGCCGAUCACCGCUACAGAUACGAUUAAGGUAUACGAAAAAUAUGGAAUCAGCGUUUCCUAUUACUCGAGAUACCGAUCUUCUUCUACAACAUGCGUACUCCGAUCUCAGCUUCGGGCUGCUUUACCAGGGGGACUACAGUGGGGCGGACCGAGUACUUGAAAUAUACCGGGGUCAUUACGAGGAAUGGGACCCCGACAAAACUGGUCUCUCUUUUGAAUACGCGAAAUACUAUCUUGUGAAGUCAUUCACAUUGAUGGCGUCAGGAGACUCCAGCCGAGCUCUCCAGUCGUGUCAGCGAGCAAUAGAUUUUCUUAGAGAAAGAUAUCACGACACUUGGCUCUUCUCACACUAUCAAUUCGUCCAAGCAACAAUGUACUUUUAUACUGGACAGGCUAUGAAAGCCCUCGAGCUGCAUGAAGUUCUUCUAGAAGAAAGAUCGUCUUGUUCCCUCGCAGAAGAUGACAUACGCCAUGUUGAGAGCGUAUACAUGGUUGCCGCCUUGAGCUAUUUCACUGGUGACUACAAACGCGCGCUGGAGUUAUGCGAAUCGAUCUUGGAAUAUGGGUUAGAGAAGCUCCCCGAAGAAUGUGCUCGACUGCAGUAUAUCCUAUCUCAGACUUACCUCAAACUUGGUAUGAUUGAUGAUGCAAAAAUCAUGUCAGAGGCAGCAAAGCGCUUUAGACUUGAACGUACGGAACUCAUUCCGCGGGAAGAACCACUCGCUGAGCACGACUACUUUUGCUCUUUCUACACUCGACUAACUAGCAAGCUGAAAUGGGUAUCCGUGGGAAUUGUGGCUAGUUUCUCAUAG